AUGUUCGAAAGAUUUCUUCAUGAUAAGCAAAAUCAAUGUUAUCGAAGAUUUAAUAUUUCAUUUUUCAAAAAUCCUAAUAACAACACAUCAUCAUCAAGUCUUGUUGCUGAUAUGAUGAGACAAUCUGGGAGUAGAGAAUCAUUGAUGUCAAAUAGGUCUUUUUUCGAUCCAAAUCAUCAAAUCAUGUCAGGGAUUCUUCACUUUCUAAUUGAUCAUCAAAUCGUGUUAGAGACAGUGUUGGUGGAACCAGUAUUAGCAGAAAAGGAAUACAUUUCGUGA
Entrophospora sp. SA101 is the source of this 279-nucleotide messenger RNA. Lineage: Eukaryota; Fungi; Glomeromycota; Glomeromycetes; Entrophosporales; Entrophosporaceae. The record is from the annotation of a GenBank genome assembly.